AUGUAUCCCAUCGCUGAUAGUAAAUGGGUAAGUCCGGUGCAAUGUGUUCCUAAGAAGGGUGGCAGGACUAUUGUGCCAAAUGAAAAGAAUGAGCUUGUCCUGAUGAGACCAGUUACUGGUUGGAGAGUAUGUAAAGAUGAAUGCUUACAUGGAGAAAGAUCAUUUCCCUAUGUAGUUCAUGGACCAAAUAUGGAUCAUCUUGUAGGCAGGGGUUGGUAUUUCUUUCUAGAUGGAUACUCUGAGUAUAAUCAGAUUUCGAUUGCUCCAGAGGAUCAAGAUAAGACAACUUUCACAUUCCCAUAUGGCACCUUUGCUUUUAGGAGGAUGCCUUUUUGA
Molecule: messenger RNA, 336 nt
Organism: Solanum dulcamara
Lineage: Eukaryota; Viridiplantae; Streptophyta; Magnoliopsida; Solanales; Solanaceae
Exons: 1
Coding region: 1-336 (111 amino acids)
Source: RefSeq, a predicted model, not a curated record